This is a messenger RNA of Cannabis sativa, 767 nucleotides long. RefSeq names its product late embryogenesis abundant protein 2. The transcript is spliced from 2 exons. The coding region runs from base 94 to 576 and encodes 160 amino acids. The record is from RefSeq and is a predicted model, not a curated record. NCBI's taxonomy places the organism in Eukaryota, Viridiplantae, Streptophyta, Magnoliopsida, Rosales, Cannabaceae.
AUCAAGUACAAGCAAAACACAGUUCCAUAAAUAUUAUUCAUAUUAACUCCAUUGCCAAACUCACAAUUCACUUUUUUCAGUCGAAAAGAAACAAUGGCAUCCCAAGACCAGGCUCGCAGAGCUGCUGAAACUAAAGGCCGUACUGAGGAGAAGGCGAACCAAAUGAUGGGCUCAGUAGGGGAGAAGGCCCAAGCUGGUAAGGACAAGACCGCAGAUACAGCCCAAGCGGCAAAGGAAAAGACCGCAAGUGCGGCCCAAGCAGCAAAAGAAAGGACAGCAAAUACGGCCCAAGCGGCAAAGGACAAGACUGCAGAUACGGCCCAAGCAGCGAAAGAGAAGACGAAGAGUGCGGCCCAAACCACGAAAGAGAAGGCAUCGGAUACGGCGGCAAGGACUGGAGAGAUGGCCCAUGAAGGGAAGGACAAAGCUGCAGGAAUUCUUCAAGAUACUGGGGAGAAGAUGAAACAGAUGGCCCAAUCGACUGCUGAUGCUGUGAAAAGUACACUUGGCAUGGCUAAGAACGAUGAAGAAGAGGAUUCUCCAGCCCCUUUCAAGACCAGGGGAAGGGACUAUUAGAACAACACUAGAAAUUAAUUAGAGCAAGUUACUUUUUGUUGUCGUUUUUGUAUUUUUGUUUUGUCGUUUUUGUAUUUUCUUUCAUGCUCCUCCUGCGUUUCAAAGUAUCAUUUCAUCAUACAUGAAAAUGAAAUGAAGUGAAGAAAACUGCAUUGAAAUAAUAAAAUAUACUUAACUUUCUUUUUUUACUA